Molecule: messenger RNA, 1388 nt
Organism: Calliphora vicina (urban bluebottle blowfly)
Lineage: Eukaryota; Metazoa; Arthropoda; Insecta; Diptera; Calliphoridae
Gene: FeCH
Product: ferrochelatase, mitochondrial
Exons: 6
Coding region: 160-1329 (389 amino acids)
Biological process (GO): heme biosynthetic process
Cellular component (GO): mitochondrion
Molecular function (GO): protoporphyrin ferrochelatase activity
Source: RefSeq, a predicted model, not a curated record
GUACAUUGUGGUUCGCAUAUUUCAACAAUUACACGAGUAAUUUUUGCAUUUACCUGCUGCUACUUGGACUGGUUGACAUUUUAUCAUUGAGUACAAAAAAAUAAUAUUGGAAUCUUAUCUAACUAUUAACAGUAUUCCUUAAAUGAAUGCAUUUUUAAGAUGUUAACAUUAAAAUUUAAACAGUUUUCGGGUAUUUCCAAAACACUUAAAAAUGGGGUCAACUUUAGCACAACUAUUAAAAGAGAGGUUAAUCCAAAAACUGCUGUGCUCAUGUUGAACAUGGGCGGACCGCAAACAACAGAUCAGGUACAUGAUUACCUGUUACGGAUAAUGACUGAUAGGGAUAUGAUACAGUUGCCGGUGCAAAGUAAAUUGGGUCCUUGGAUUGCUGAACGACGUACACCGGAAGUUCAAAAGAAAUAUCAAGAAAUUGGAGGAGGUUCUCCGAUUUUAAAAUGGACUGAGCUACAAGGUAAUUUGAUGUGUAAGGAAUUGGAUCGAUUAUCGCCGGAAACAGCACCACAUAAACAUUAUGUUGGUUUUCGUUAUGUGAAUCCAUUAACAGAAGACACUUUAGAGCAAAUUGAAAAGGAUGGUCCCGAAAGAAUAGUUUUAUUUUCUCAAUAUCCUCAAUAUAGUUGCGCAACUUCUGGGUCUAGCUUUAAUUCAAUUUACCAACAUUAUCGUGAAAGGUCUGUGCCAUCAAACAUUAAAUGGAGUGUCAUUGAUCGAUGGGGUUCUCAUCCGUUGUUGAUUAAAACAUUUGCCGAUCGCAUUCGUGAAGAACUGGAUAAAUUUUGUGAAACCAAACGCAAAGAUGUGGUUAUUUUAUUUACCGCUCAUUCUUUACCUUUGAAAGCAGUGAAUCGUGGCGACCCUUAUCCCUCGGAAAUAGGGGCCAGUGUACAUAUGGUUAUGAAGGAAUUAGGCAACUGUAAUCCCUACAGUUUGGCUUGGCAAUCAAAAGUGGGACCACUGCCGUGGUUGGCCCCAGCCACUGAUGAUGCUAUUAAGGGCUAUGUCAAACAAGGCUUAAAGAAUUUCAUUUUGGUACCUAUAGCAUUUGUAAACGAACAUAUUGAAACUUUACAUGAACUUGAUAUUGAAUAUUGCGACGAAUUAGCAAAAGAGGUGGGUGUAGAGGAAAUGCGACGAGCUGCCGCACCAAAUGACCAUCCUCUGUUUAUUAACGCCCUUAGUAACAUUGUGGCCGACCACUUGGCACAAGACCAAAACGUAAACCCGAAAUUUUUAAUGCGCUGUCCAAUGUGCGUCAAUCCAAGAUGUCGCGAUAGCAAGAAAUGGUACCAGGAAAUUUGUUCACGUUAAAUAAUUUUAUUUUGCUUUAUACGUUUUAUUAAAUAAAUUUAAUAUUUUGGGCAUUAAAA